AUGCGUUCCCAGUCCUUCCUCGUCGCAGCCUUGGCCGCUUCCGUCUCUGCCCAUGGCACACUGUUGUCUAUUGAGGGUUCCAACGGCGUCACCAUGCCCGGUCUUACCAUCGCCGAUGGCACUCCCCGAGACUGCUCUUCAAACGGCUGCGGCUCCCAGGCCGACACCGCCAUCAUUCGUGAUCGCGAGAUCGCCUCCGGCAAGGCCAGCCCUCUCGGUCGCACUCAGGGCAACGGCAAGGUCGACGCCUCUGUCAUGAUCAACAACUUCAUGGGUGGUGACGCAGCUCCCAAGAGCGCUGGUAAGGCCGCCGCCACCGGUGUCGAGGAUGAUAUCCCCAACAUCAAGCGCGCUGAGCUCUACGUUCGCCAGGGCAUUGCCGGUCUCUUCGGAGGUGGCAAGACCCAGGGCAAGAAGGGUAACGGCCCUCCCGAGGCCCGCGUUGCCGCGAGCGCCGGCGUGGGCGCCUCCGAGGGCAUGCCCACCUGCGCCGAUGACGGCACCAUCACCAUGACGUUCCGCCAGAUCAACCAGGACGGUGCUGGUCCCUUGACCGCCGACGUCGACGGCACCUCCGGUGGUACCAAGGAGUCCGCCAUGCAGAAGGCCAAGGUCACGACCGAUGUCCCGGGACUCGGCGUCCAGGGCCUCUCGCUCGCCACCAACACCGACUUCCCCGUCAAGGUCCAGAUGCCCGCCGGCAUGACCUGUGACGCCACUGUCGGCAUGGCCACCAACGUCUGUGUCGUUCGUGUCCGCAACGGUGCUGCUGCUGGUCCCUUCGGUGGCUCCGCUGCUUUCACCCAGACCGCCGCCGGCCGCAAGCGCGCCAUCGCCUACCGUCUCAAGAAGCGCAUGGAGUUCAACAACCGCGCAUAA
Molecule: messenger RNA, 879 nt
Organism: Colletotrichum graminicola M1.001
Lineage: Eukaryota; Fungi; Ascomycota; Sordariomycetes; Glomerellales; Glomerellaceae
Product: cell surface protein
Exons: 2
Coding region: 1-879 (292 amino acids)
Source: RefSeq, a predicted model, not a curated record